UCUACUACCAUUACUACUACUACUACACCUUAUUUUGUACAGCUCGCGAAACGGUCUGCGGGUUUUCUCGAUCACUUUGCGUGUAUGUGUGUGAGUGUGUGUACGUGCGUGUGCGGACAUCGAGUUUCGGACGGACGAGAUUAGUACACCCGGUUUGUCGAGCGCGUCGACACUCGCCCGCGCGUCGAUCGCCGUGCAGUACGUUAUUGUAAUAAUCGUUGUUGGGCAUUAUUUUCGAAUUAAAAGUCGACGACACACCGUCGCAAGUCGGCAGUCGGCACUCGCCAAACGUCCAGUCCGCGUGAUCCAAAUAAUAAUAAUAAUAAUAUUGUAAAAUACAGUUCAUGAUAAUAUUAUUACAACGAUAAUCCGAUUAUCGUCGAAGGUAUUAAAAUAUUAUAAUAAUAUUAUUGCACGACUAGCGCGCGCGACUCGGACGACGAUAAUAAUAUUAAUAAUAAUUUAAACUUUAAACCGUUCGCUCUCCCGCGCGUGUGUUUGUGUGUGUGUGCGCUUUUUUUUUUUAUUCACCGAUCGUUUCGUCGUUUCCAGCGCACGAAACAUCAGCCGCACCCUGCACGCACCGCCGACAACGUCUCCGCCGGCCGAGAACUCGUCAAGAUAAUCAAACGGUUUUUGGUGGUCCGCCGCCGCCGCGCAGAUCUUCGCACCGACCGGAACGAACGGACCUGAGGACACGUGGACGACGUCACCAUGAAGUUCACACUUUCCGAAUGGAUAAUUCUGGCCGUGGUCGGGUCCGUGCACUUUUGUUGCGCGAUUUGCAUAUCGUUGCAAGCGCCAUUUUACCCCGAAGAAGCUGAGAAAAAAGGAUGUACAGCUACAGAAUACGGCUUCGUUUUUGGCAGUUUCGAACUGAUAGCAUUUAUUACGUCACCAGUUUUUGGAAGCCUGAUACAAAAGGUCGGGCUGAAAUAUAUGUUGGUAAUUGGCAUCGUAUUGAACGCUGUGUCGACUGUAGCUUUUGGAUAUUUGACGUACAUCGACGAAAGAAAUGUGUUCUUACUGCUGUCGCUAUUCCUUAGGAUAUUGGAGUCUUUGGGCGCUACAGGCGCAAUGGUAGCCGCGUUCUCACUGACGGCAGUUUCUUUCCCCGAAUCAGUUGCUAGCACUUUCUCCGCUCUCGAAGUAUGUUAUGGAAUGGGUUAUAUCGUUGGACCAACUCUCGGCGCUUUGCUGUUCGAGAUCGGUGGAUUUUCGCUGCCGUUUGUGGUCAUGGGCCUCAUCACACUUGGAACGUCGUUCUUGGUGUGUAUUUUAAUGAAACAAGACGUGCCCAGUCCGAACAAGGCUAAAACUAAAGUAACACACCUCAUGAGCGUUCCUACUGUACUCAUAAAUUCAAUCGCAACAGUGAUUACAGCCACGGCUAUGGGAUACUAUUCAGCAACAUUGGAGCCACACAUUCGCGGAUUUGGACUUUCAUCUGUAGACGUCGGAUUCGUGUUCAUCAUAAGCGGUGGAACGUACGCGCUGAUAGCGCCAGUCAUCGGAUACGUUUGCGACACCGGAUUGAAUCCCAAAAAAAUUAUGAUCAUCGGAACAAUCUUAACAGUCAUCAGCUACUCCUUAGUUGGACCAGCUCCAUUCGUGCCAUUACAAAAAUCCAUGCUGUUAGUGGUCAUUGGAUUGGUCAUACAAGGAGUUGCGUUGGGCAUGAUCUGCGUACCCACAUUCGUUGAUUCUAUGAAUGCUGCUUUCGAAAGUGGUUUUCCAAACGACAUACACACUUACGGAUUGUUGUCGGGCAUUUGGUCAUCGUCAUUCGCCUUAGGCGCAUUUUUGGGUCCAUCUAUAGCUGGCGUUCUGUACGACUUAGUCGGGUUCGAAAAGGGCACGUACUUUGAGAUUUCAUUACACGUCUUAUUGGGCAUCGCACUGCUGCUGUUCGUGUGCUUGGACCGGCGGCCGUCCGACAAGUUCGUAGUGAACGGCAUGAGCGACUCGACCGUGGGAUUCGCGGGGCGCGCGGACAUCGCCGACCGGACCAGCGCGGCGCCGGUGCCUGGCGCGCUCAAGUCGCCCGUCUACACCAUCAACGGGCACCACCAAUCGUUCCGGUCCAGCCACCGAUUCGGUUCGACCUACGGCAGCUUCAGCAACUCGUGCAUGGGCACGUCCCUGUCGUCGAUGCGCAUCAACAACGAGGCCAGGGCCGAGGCCCGGGGAAGUCCGCUGGCCGUCGAAUCCCGGAUCUAGACCGCCGCCGGCGACCACUGUAUUAUGAAUGACAAACGAUGUCGGUGAUGAAUUCGACGACGACGAUCAUCGUCAUCACCGCCAUAGCAAUGUACCAACCCCAUCGUCGUCCCACAGACCCCACAACACCCACCACCCACACUCAAUAUGUCUUACAGCACGUUAUGAUAUUAUAACGACGUUAUUAGGACAAGCAGGCUCAACCCCUCCAUAAUAUACGUAUAGAUAUAUAUCUGUGUGCGUGUAUUAUUACACGUGUAACUUUUCGUCCAAUUCUAGCCUCCCCUAUCCACCAACUUCCCCACAUCUCCAGCCAUCGCCGCCCACGCACGGCUAUAUCAACACACACGCUGCAGCAUGUAACACCUGUUACACCUCACACGAAUUCGCCUAUACAUAAUAUCAUAUACUCGGCCGCCAACACGUAUUGACCGACCGAAAAAAUCGUACUUCACACACGUCUCGUUUGCCGUAUAAUUGUUAUCACUACAUAAUAUUAUGUCAGUAUAACGAUACUCUAUAUAAUAUUAUAAUUGUUCGUAUUUUUUUACGCGUCACGAUCGUGUACGUAUAAAUGUGUUUUAUUGAUUUUUUUUAUCUCCACGUCUUAUAAGCAAAUGAUUUUGUACACAAUGAUUUUUAUUUUUUAUUUUUAUCUCUGUCUCUGUCUGUCUCUGUUUCUCACUGUUAAACCCGUCCGUCGUAUUAAUACGCAUGCCAAUAAUAUAAUAAUAAUUAUUAUUUGCCUAAUCCACUUAUUAUUAUUAUAUUAUUACAGGUAUCGUUUUAUUCGUAUGAUAUUAUGUUAUAUAUUUUAAAGAAAACUGAUCGAUUCUUUAAUUAAUAUUGUUAGACAUAAUAAAUUAUAAUAUUUAAUAUAUUUAUAUGUUAUAUAAUAUUUUCCUUCGAGUAUUGGUAAUUUUUUUUUUUUAUUAUUCGUGAGCAACCGCCAGUCAUGUUCACACCGCCAAUAAGUAUAUAAUAUAUUUAAUGAUAUGAUUAUUAUUGAUACUAGCAGCGAUGUUUCUUACGUACAUAAAAUAAUAUAAACACGUAUCGAUUUCCUAAAUCAGUUUUUUAAUUUAGAGCUUAAUCGUAAAAUACUUUUAUUAUUAUAUACCGAUGAAAGUUUACUGGCCGACACUAUAGCCACGACCACGGUCGACGACAAGUAGUGCGUUUUAUUUUUUUGUUUGUAUAGCUACCCCACAAAACAAUAUUAGUAUACCGUUGCAAUGCUCCGUCGAAAACAUGGGUCAUCCUCGUACACAACAAACACCGGUAUAGUAACGAUAUAUUUAUAUAAUUAACAUUUAUAGAUAAUGAUUUUAUGAUUAUUUUAUUAUUAUUAUUAUUAUUAUAUUAAUGCGUUUUGACGGGAUUGCCAUAAAAUUAUUAUUAUUUGUAACACACAUAUUAUAUAGAAUGUAUACGUACGUAGUACUAUUGUAACCAGUUUUCAGUGUAUAUGUAAAUAAUAUAUAGUUACAUGAUAUUGUGUUAGUGAUUUUAGAUGUUAUUAUUUGAAUUAUUGCUUAAGUUACAUUGUAUACUAACAGUUAAGAAAAUUAAAAUUACGUUGUACAAAUCAA
Messenger RNA from Aphis gossypii (cotton aphid), 3812 nucleotides. Its product is annotated as MFS-type transporter SLC18B1-like. Lineage: Eukaryota; Metazoa; Arthropoda; Insecta; Hemiptera; Aphididae. Gene Ontology annotation, biological process: transmembrane transport. The record is from RefSeq and is a predicted model, not a curated record. Gene Ontology annotation, molecular function: transmembrane transporter activity. The transcript is spliced from 11 exons. The coding region runs from base 715 to 2220 and encodes 501 amino acids.